AUGAGCUUCGUCACCCGCCGCGGUCUUUCGACCCUCAUCCCCCCCAAGGUCGCCUCUCCUAAGGCCCUUGGUGCGGACCCCAACGCCGUCCGCAUGCAGCGCGUCGUCAACUUCUACGAGAAGCUCCCCCGUGGCGCGGCUCCCGAGGCCAAGGCUACUGGUCUUCUCGGCCGCUACGCCGCCAAGCACUUCAACGGCAAGAACGCCUCUGCGAAGCCCAUCAUCCACGCCCUUGGUUUCCUCCUUGUCAUCGGCUACGCCCAGAACUACUACUUCCACCUCCGCCACCACAAGAACAAUGCUCACUAA
Molecule: messenger RNA, 309 nt
Organism: Colletotrichum truncatum
Lineage: Eukaryota; Fungi; Ascomycota; Sordariomycetes; Glomerellales; Glomerellaceae
Source: RefSeq, a predicted model, not a curated record